UCCGCCUGUGGUACGCAACAUCCGGUUGUGCAGCAGCCAUUUUGUAUGUUCAUGCAAGUCCGUCCCUGACGGUCAAAAAAUUGCAGUUCCCACUUGGCAAUAAAUGCCACUUUUAUGCUUUUAUGGGUUAUAUAAUUUCUAUCAAAAUUGAAAAAGGGUGAAAAGCUUUGGAAAAAUCUUCUCCCGCUGGACUGACGGCAGGAUUUUCUGUUUUUGUGGACGCAAUAGUCAAGCGUCGUUGGGGGACAUGUCGAGCGAGGAGAGCUAUCUGGCCAUCCAGCGCUAUCUAACGGACGAGCGAGAGCCCUACGCACCGGGGACUCAGGGAAACGCCAAGCGGAAGAUCCGCAAGGCGGCCGCCUGCUACGUGGUGCGGGACGGAACGCUGUAUUACCAGCGGCGCCAGAAAGGCCUGGACGAGUUCACCGAGUUGGAGGUGGUGCUGCAGGCCGGGCGGCGAAAGGAACUGAUAGACGAGGCGCACAUCGUUCCCGGAGGAGAGCACCUCAACCAGCAACAGACCUGGGAGAGCAUCUCGCAGAAGUACUGGUGGAGAGGUAUACUCAAGCAGGUGAAGGAUUAUAUCCGGGAAUGCAGCCAGUGCCGGGGAAGACAGGAGCGUGGGCGUGGCUGGGUGGAGGAAGCCGCGGGGGAGACCACUGGGGGGCGCCGCGAGAGGCGCAGGGGCACCGCGGCCCCUGAUUCGGAGGAUGAAGAAGACGAGGAUGACGAGAUUCCGGAGUUACUGCCUGUCACAUCUGGGCAGCAGAAAUCUGCUCGAGGCCGCAAAUCCAUGGCCAAACAUGAGCUGGUCUUUGUUGACAGCAAAGGUGUGGUGAAGCAGCCCCUGCCCAAACAUGGCCAGACAUUGCUGGAAAAGCUGAACCAGCAGCGCCUGAACGGACAGUUCUGUGACGUCACUCUGCUGAUCGAGGGAGAGGAGUACCGGGCGCACAAGGCCGUCCUGGCCGCUUGCAGUGACUACUUCAGUGAGCUGUUCAUCGAGAAGGGUGCCGUCUCUAGCCACGAGGCUGUAGUUGACCUCUCAGGCUUCAGCAAGGCCAGCUUCCUACCCCUGCUGGAGUUUGCCUACACCUCCUGUCUCACCUUUAAUUUCUGCAUCAUGGCCGAGGUGGCCACAGUGGCACGCCACCUACUCAUGACCGAGGUGCUGCAGCUGUGUGAGUCCGUCCACAAGCAGGUGGAGGAGCAGAGGCUCAUGGUCUAUCAGAGGGGUGACGUCCACACCGUCUUGUCCAGCCAGUCCCUGCCCCCAACCCAGCAGGCAUCCGUUGAGGAAGGAGAGGUCUAUAUGGUCACCGUGCAGGAUAAUGGUCAGACCAUGGUCUGUGAAGGCAGAGACACUGUUGGUAGGAAGACCCUGGCCGUGGUCACCCAGGACGGGCAGGCUGUGACGGGAGAAACCCUGGCUGUGGUCACCCAGGACGGGCAGGCCGUGACGGGAGAAACCCUGGCUGUGGUCACCCAGGACGGGCAGGCCGUGACGGGAGAAACCCUGGCUGUGGUCACCCAGGACGGGCAGGCCGUGACAGGCGAGACCCUGGCUGUGGUCACCCAGGACGGCCAGGCCGUGACAGGCGAGACCCUGGCUGUGGUCACCCAGGACGGCCAGGCCGUGACGGGCGAGACCCUGGCUGUGGUCACCCAGGACGGGCAGGCCGUGACGGGCGAGACCCUGGCUGUGGUCACCCAAGAUGGGCAGGCCGUGACGGGAGAGACCCUGGCUGUGGUCACCCAGGACGUACAGGCCGUGACGGGCGAGACCCUGGCUGUGGUCACCCAGGACGUACAGGCCGUGACGGGCGAGACCCUGGCUGUGGUCACCCAGGACGGGCAGGCCGUGACGGGCGAGACCCUGGCUGUGGUCACCCAGGACGGGCAGGCCGUGACGGGCGAGACCCUGGCUGUGGUCACCCAGGACGGGCAGGCCGUGACGGGCGAGACCCUGGCUGUGGUCACCCAGGACGGGCAGGCUGUGACGGGCGAGACCCUGGCUGUGGUCACCCAGGACGGGCAGGCCGUGACAGGGGAGACCUUGGCUCUGGUCACCCAGGACGGGCAGGCCGUGACGGGAGAGACCCUGGCUGUUGUCACCCAGGAUGGGCAGACUGUGACAAGAGAGACCCUGGCUGUGGUCUCAGCACUGUGGCCAGUACAGGCUGUCCAGGCAGCUGAUACCUCAGCAAGGUCCAAGGCGGAAAAGAGCUCUGAGAUGCUUGUUAUUGGAGUGGACCCUCAGAAGGCUGUCUCCGCAAAAGCUUCAGACCCUGCAUUGACAAGGGUGUCUGACCCCCCUCUGUCCGCCGAGCCACCUCCCCAGCCGGUGCGGCGCAGACCUGGCCGUCCCGCCAAGGUGAGGCCAGUGCUGCUGCAGCCUGGGGACCCAUCGCCACCAGUGACCAAGGCUUCAGGGGGCAGGGCCACCCCCGAGCCAGCAGAUGGGAGUGCUGGCGCAGGCGAUGACACAUACAAGGGACGUCUCCGCCGGCGCUCCCUCGGGGAGGGGGGCUAUGUGCGCCUGCACAUGGGCUUGGAGAGGCCGGAGGACCAGAAGUCCGAGGUCCCGAAGGUCGCCCCCAAGGUCGUUCGCCGAGGACGCCCAGGUCGCCCCCCUAAGGUGCCCAGGCUGGAGGAGGAGGAAGAGCCCACGACCCCGACUGGACCGGCGGAGGCUGGGAUGCUCGAGGCGGCUGCGCCCCCAGAGAUGACGCACGCCGUGGGUCCGGAGGAAGGGCCGGCGGCCUCAGAGCAUGCGGGCGGGGCCAGUGGCGAGCAUAAGUGUGCGGAGUGCGGCCUGGUGUUUCAGCGGCGCUACGCAUUGAUCAUGCACACAUUGAAGCAUGAAAAGACACGGGGGUACAAGUGCAGCCUGUGCAGUAAGGAUUUCCAGUAUGCUGCCUCCCUGCGUGCCCACAUCGCUCGCCACAAGCGGCAGAAGAGCCAGAGGGCGUCGGUGGCCGUGCGGCCGCCUUUGGAAGCUGCGGACAGCAGCGGAGACAGCGAGGAGGGCCGCUCCCGCAUCCGCACGCGGCGAGAGUUCGUGUGCGACAUCUGCGGCAAGACGCUGCCCAAGCUGUACUCGCUGCGCAUCCACAUGCUGCACCACACAGGCGUGCGGCCGCACUCGUGCAAGGUCUGCGGCAAGUCCUUCGCCCACAAGCACAGCCUGAAGAUGCACAGGGCCCUGCACGACUCGAUGCGGCAGUUCCAGUGCACGCUCUGUGACAAGUCCUUCGUCAGCAAGCGAAGCCUGGAGGAACACACCAGCAUCCACACAGGCGAGUCCAAGUACCUGUGCACCACGUGUGGAAAGCCAUUCCACCGAGCCUCAGGCCUAAGCAAGCACCUGAAGAGGCACCAGCCCCGGCCAGAGGUCCGCGCCUUCCCCUGCUCCCACUGUGACAAGAGCUUCUACGAAGCCAAAGACCUACAGCAGCAUAUGAACAAGCACUUGGGCCUGAAGCCCUUCCAGUGCCAAGUGUGUGGGAAGUGCUACAGCUGGAAGAAGGACUGGUACUCACACGUGAAGUCGCACAGCGUGGCCGAGCCCUUCAGGUGUAACAUCUGCGGGAAGGAGUUCUUCGAGAAGGCCCUGUUCCGGCGGCACGUCAAGAAGGCGACACACGGCAAGAAGGGCCGGGUGAAGCAGAACCUGGAGCGCGAGUGCGAGCACUGCGGCAGGAAGUUCACACAGCUGCGCGAGUACCGGCGCCACAUGAACAACCACCAGGGAGUGAAGCCUUUCGAGUGCCUGACCUGCGGGGUGGCGUGGGCGGACGCGCGCUCCCUGAAGCGGCACGUGCGGACGCACACAGGCGAGCGGCCCUACGUGUGCCCUGUGUGUCAGGACGCGCACAUCGACGCCCGCACGCUGCGCAAGCACAUGGUCAAGUACCACGGCGACUACCUGCCCGGCAAGAUCAUGCUGGAAAAGGACACGCUGCAGUUCCACAACCAGGGCACGCAGGUGGAGCAUGCCAUCAGCAUCCUGGCCCCCGAGCUGCCGCCCGAGCUGCAGGCCACCCACGCAGCGGCCGGCGAGGAGAUCGAGACGGCGCUCAUCACCGAGGAGACGGUGGAAGCCGUGCAGGCGGUCAGCGAGAUGCCCAUGGAGGGCGGGGCCGUCGCCGCCGUGUCCACCCUGUCGGACCAGAGCAUCAUGCAGGUGGUGAACUAUGUUCUGGCCCAGCGCGCCACUCAGCCUGGGGGGGCCAAGCUGGAAGAGCACGCAGGCGACGUCAUCCACACUGUAGAGGUGGAGGUGGCCCACGUGGCGGAGGUCGAGUGAUGACCCAUCGUGUGGAGACACGCCAUGUACAAAGCGACUCCCCUAUUUUUCAUUUUCCACCUCCCAAAAGGCUUUGUUCGUUUCUUGAAACUUGACAAUUGAACCCGUGGCGACAGUAUCCGGCCCUUUUCUCCACACCCUUUUCUUUCCUCCAAGCAGUCGGAGUUUGUAUAUUUUGGUUAUUUCAGAAUCAUGUCUUAUUGACCUGUGAGUGGCAUCGGGGGGGAAGCUUCACUUCUGCCCCUGCAAAGCAUCUGACACCGACUGUAAUACCCUGCAUUCUGAUCCGUCGACACUGCCAUCUAGUGGCAAAAAAAAAAUAAAAAAUCUGUAAAUACUGAAUGCAAAAUAAUCUUAAUAAAGAGGCACUGCGUUGGUUUAUUAUUUUGAUGAUUGUGUGUAUAAGUUCUUAUGUGUUAAUAGUGUGUAAUGCGUUUAACGUGGGUUGAUAAUAUUCAUAUAAAAAUUGAACACUGAUGCACUGAACAUUGGCG
Molecule: messenger RNA, 4803 nt
Organism: Brienomyrus brachyistius
Lineage: Eukaryota; Metazoa; Chordata; Actinopteri; Osteoglossiformes; Mormyridae
Gene: zbtb11
Product: zinc finger and BTB domain containing 11
Exons: 10
Coding region: 248-4309 (1353 amino acids)
Biological process (GO): regulation of transcription by RNA polymerase II
Cellular component (GO): nucleus
Molecular function (GO): protein binding; DNA-binding transcription factor activity, RNA polymerase II-specific; RNA polymerase II cis-regulatory region sequence-specific DNA binding
Source: RefSeq, a predicted model, not a curated record